CAUUCGAUUAUAAUUCAAAAUCAUUUCAGAUUCGGACGAAGAAAAACUUUAAUAUUUUGUGUUAUACUACAAGCAUUUACGGGGCUUAUGGUGUCGUUUGUUCCUGAGUACUGGAGUUUCACCAUAAUUAGAAUGAUACUGGGUUUCGCUGUCGGUGGUAUACUGAUUGUGGGAUUCGUCAUGGUAAUGGAAUACGUUGGACACGAGUACAGAGACGUAGUGUCAGCUCUCUAUCAUAUUCCUUUUACCACAGGUCACAUUUUAUUAGCACUUUUUGGAUACCUAAUAAGAGAUUAUGUGUAUUUUCAAGUGGGGAUAUCUUUGUCAUCUAUUAUUUUGUUAACGUACAUUUGUAUUCUGCCUGAAUCACCGCGCUGGUUGCUGGCGGUAAACCGAACGACCGAGGCCGUCCAAUUGAUGGAACGAAUCGCUAAAAUAAACAACUUACCAGUGGAGCAUAUCGAACGCGCAGUGGACCUUUAUCAAUUAGAACAUAAAAACCAUUCCAAAAGUUACGUUUGGGAUUUGUUCCGGACGCCGAACAUGAGGAAGAAUAUGCUGGUGAUGUCGUUCCUGUGGCUGGUGUGCAGUUACUACUUCUAUGGAGUGUCGUAUUAUAUCUGCCACCUGACGGGAGACCUGUACAUUAACGUGGCGGCCACCGGCACCGUCUGCGUCUGCUCCUGUCUCAUAGCUAUCCCACUCAUGAAGGUCUUGAAACGAAAGACAGUUUUAGUAAUGUCCUACAGCGCAUGUAGUCUAUGUUUGCUAACGAUCGCCGCUGUUCCUGAAGGCAAGGGUUCCAUUGUUCUCGGCUGCUUCGGACUGCUGUCCAGUUUCCUCAUAUUCGUCGUUUCGUACUUGUAUUGUUCAGAAAUGUUCCCGACUGUAGUUCGCAAUGGUGCAAUGGGUAUUGCUUCGACGAUGGCUCGACUGGGAGCAAUGAUAGCACCGUUCGUGGCUACGUUGAGACCUUAUGGACAAUGGUGUGCUCCAGUGGCAUUUGGAAUGUUUCCUCUACUCGCCGCUUUGUUAUGCUUUUGGCUACCCGAAACGAAGGGAAGAGGCCUAAUGAUGACUUUAGAAGAGGGUGAAAAUUUUGGUAAAAAGAAACCAGAACCACGAAACGAAACAGCUGGCAUUUCGGGUGAUAUAACUUAA
Messenger RNA from Pectinophora gossypiella (pink bollworm), 1161 nucleotides. Its product is annotated as organic cation transporter protein-like. Gene Ontology annotation, molecular function: transmembrane transporter activity. NCBI's taxonomy places the organism in Eukaryota, Metazoa, Arthropoda, Insecta, Lepidoptera, Gelechiidae. Gene Ontology annotation, biological process: transmembrane transport. Gene Ontology annotation, cellular component: membrane. The annotation marks the transcript as partial. The record is from RefSeq and is a predicted model, not a curated record. The transcript has 2 exons.